Cavenderia fasciculata is the source of this 387-nucleotide messenger RNA. RefSeq lists its product as uncharacterized. Bases 1 to 387 code for a protein of 128 amino acids. Lineage: Eukaryota; Evosea; Eumycetozoa; Acytosteliales; Cavenderiaceae. The record is from RefSeq and is a predicted model, not a curated record. The transcript has 4 exons.
AUGGAUCUAUUUAUCAUUUGUUAUCCUCAUAUCCACAUCAAUGGGUCUGCACCAUUUGCGCUUGCAAAACUAAGAUGCUUGGGCAUGAUUAUGCUGGUUGUUAAAAGAUCAUGCGCGAAUUGUACGACCCGUACUCGUUUGACCAAGGCUGCACAUUCUACAGUAUAUAUUGCGCAAUAUUAUAUUAUUCCACCAAUAUUCAUUCGUCUGCGCAACUGGUGGAAUAAUAUAAUAUUGAAGAAGAAUAUCUUUGAUUUCUUUUCCAGCUUUAAAUUUGAUGUCCAAUCGAGACUUGACGAAGGUUAUAAUGAAAAUGAAGUGAUUUCCCGUAUUGAGUUGGAUCACUAUAAAAUCAUCGAUUUGGUCAGUAGAAUUUCAAAUCAUUAA